Messenger RNA from Aureococcus anophagefferens, 1668 nucleotides. RefSeq lists its product as hypothetical. Gene Ontology annotation, molecular function: metallocarboxypeptidase activity; zinc ion binding. The coding region runs from base 1 to 1668 and encodes 555 amino acids. The record is from RefSeq and is a predicted model, not a curated record. Lineage: Eukaryota; Pelagophyceae; Pelagomonadales; Pelagomonadaceae. The transcript is spliced from 3 exons. Gene Ontology annotation, biological process: proteolysis.
AUGGACCAGGAGAAGGUCGACGGCCUCGUCUUCAGCAGCAACUUCGACAGCGGCAACCUCCAGAGCGCCGAGCGCGCCAAGGACGGCGCCUGGGAGCUGACGAUCGCCAAGGACUGCGAGGGCACGGAGUUCGAGCGGCGGAGCAGCACCUGGUUCUACUUCCGCGUGCGCGACGAGCGCGAGGCCGAGCUCAGCAUCGCCAAGCGCGACAAGCGCGGCGCGCGGUUCCGCUUCACGGGCAUGUCGCGCCAGGGCGCGCUCUACAAGAACGGCAUGCGGCCCGUCGUGCGGCGCCUGACCGAGAAGCGGGCCGCGGGCGGCGCGUCCUGCUGGGCGGGGCUCGCGGGCGACGGCGGCUGGAAGCGGCUGCCGACGGGCGUGUGCUACCGGGAGCAGAGCGACCGCACGGGCGACCUCCAGUUCGACUGGAACUUCGGCACUUUAGGCGAGGAGGUCGAGUUCGCCUUCUGCUACCCCUACGCCUACGAGGAGUCGCUCGCGACGCACGACGCGCUCUGCGCGAAGCACGCGGCGGGCACGCCCCAGCAGGCCGACGAGCGCAUCGUGCUCCACCGCGAGCUGCUCUGCUUCUCCGUCGAGAAAAGGCGCGUGGAGAUGCUGACGAUCACGGACGCCUUCGGCGCCGCCGCGGUUCGCGAGUCGACGCUCGACCCCUACGCGCGCGACGGCUCGAGCCUGCGGCCGGAAGUCUACCCGGACAAGCCCGAGGUGCUCGUGAGCGCGCGGGUCCAUCCGGGCGAGACGCCGGCGUCCUUCGUGCUGGACGGCUUGCUGGAGCUGCUGCUAAGGCCGGACGACCGCCGGGCGAAGCUGCUGCGGCGCAAGUACGUCUGGCGCUUCGUGCCCCAGCUGAACCCCGACGGCGUCGCCCGGGGCCACUACCGCCACGACGUCUUCGGCGUCAACCUGAACCGCGUCUACUGGCCCCGGCCGGACCACCGCGCGGCGCCCGCGCAGGCCGCGCUCAUGGUCCUCGCGCGCGCGGCGAGUUGCCAGCCCGCGGGGCUCGCGCUCUUCGUGGAUUUGCACGCGCACGCGACGAAGCGGGGCGUCUUCAUCUACGGCAACCACAUCGACGACGAGGCGCGCCAGGUCGAGAACAAGCUCUACGCGCUCCUCCUGGCCGUGAACUCGAGCUUCUUCGACUACAACGCGUGCAACUUCAGCCGCGAGCACAUGCUCCGCCGCGACCGCGCGGACGCGGGCGGCGCGUCCGCCGAGGGCGCCGCGCGCGUCGCCGUGCUCCGCUACACGGGCCUCGACCGGGCCUACACGCUCGAGUGCAACUACAACAGCGGGCGGCUCACGAACCACGUGCCGGCCGCGCGCGGCGAGGGCGCGAACCGCGGCGCGUCCCCCGAGCGGCCGGCGACGCUCAAGAUGGAUAGUUACACGCCGGACAUGUGGCGCGAGGUCGGCCGGGCCCUCGGCGCCGCGCUCCUCGACGCCUUCUGCGAGAACCCCUGGGACCGCGUGGGCUCGAGCCGCUGGAAGUCCGUCGACGUCAUGCGCCAGUGGCUCGGCGACCACCCGCGCAAGGUCAACGGCCGGCCGCGCCGCAAGAGCCGCCCGACGCUCACCGUCGCCGACACGAACGGCGGGCCCACGCUCCCCCUGCUCCCGCGCCGCAAGGCCGCGUUCACCUAG